Messenger RNA from Hemibagrus wyckioides, 1874 nucleotides. RefSeq names its product neuropeptide B (gene npb). Lineage: Eukaryota; Metazoa; Chordata; Actinopteri; Siluriformes; Bagridae. The record is from RefSeq and is a predicted model, not a curated record. Bases 927 to 1361 code for a protein of 144 amino acids. Gene Ontology annotation, biological process: feeding behavior; G protein-coupled receptor signaling pathway. Gene Ontology annotation, molecular function: G protein-coupled receptor binding. The transcript is spliced from 2 exons.
AAAACACUGAAAUCCUUGGUGUUAAAUCAUUGGGUCAUUAAUAACCACCCUGUAUCUGACCUGCUGUACAUGUCGCUGCUUUCCCGCUCUGGAUAAUCUCUAAUUGUUUGGGUUUUUUUGAAGUCUCAGAUAUUGGAUUAAACAAUUGAGACUGAAAAUCACUGAAAAAAUAUUUUUUUCUGUUUUAAACAGUACAUACUGCUAAGAAAAAGAAGGGGAAAAAUAAUAAUAUGCGGAUUUGACACGCCCCUUUUACAGGAAGCUGUUUGGCUCGUGCUUGCAUGCUGGAAUCUGAUUGGCUGUUAGAUUUCAUGACGCAGUAACACGGACUUCGUGCCUGUUUGUUCCUCAGUGUUCAACUUCUUCGUGUUUUUAAGACAAAUCUAACCCUGAAGCAAUCUGAGCUCUGAGCUAAUAAUACCAGAAAUGAAUGUUUCGUCAUUUAAUGACUUUAUUAUUAUGAAUUCUGUAACAGGAGUUUACACACACGCUCUCGAGAAAAGAUGGUGGUCCUCAGGUGCUCUGAGCUUUAAGAACAUCAUUCUAGAAACAUGAGUGCUCCUUAAAGAGCCAUCCUUUCAACAAGAACGCUCAGAGUACUCGAAUACAGAUGUGUGUGUGUGUUCUAUCAUGGCUAUAAAAAACAAUCUCACGUCAUAAGUCAAAUGUACGCACCUCGGAGAAGCUUGAUGCUGAAACGCUCCCACGCUGAUUAGACGUUGACUUGACCCCCCUCUCUUCUUUACCGGAAACGUCAUCCACCUUCACGUCGAACGCGCGCGCGCGCCUUUACGCGCUCCAGAGUUGGUGUAUAAAAGCCGCCCCGUCGGGUGCAGAGCAGAAACUCCAGCUCUGUCCCGGUAACGCUCAGAGAGAACUCCUCGGAGGAAACAAACAAAAACCAACAACCCGCUGAACAGGUGACGAUGAUGGUGCUGAUGAUGAUGAGGAUGGCGAUGAGGUGCGCGCCGGAGAGGUCCGUGAGGUCCGCGGUGAUGCUCGCGACCGUCGCCGUGCUGCUCUCGUGCUGCCCCGCAGACGCCUGGUACAAGCAGGCCACCGGGCCAAGCUACUACUCCGUAGGCAGAGCCUCGGGUUUGCUGUCCGGCAUCCGCAGGUCACCCUACGUCCGCAGGUCCGACACGGAGUCCGUGCUGGAUGCAGGAGAGAGCACCGGAAACAGCGUGAUGCCCGAGCUGAGCGCGAGACACACACCUGUCCUGAAAAACAUGGCCAUCUGCAUCAAGGACAUUUCUCCGAACCUACAGAGCUGUGAGCCGAUGCAGGACGGCUGGAACACGUUCCGGUGCAGGGCGGAAGUUCUGCUCGCGCUUGACUCGCUCGACUGCUUGGUGGCGUGAACGGCACGUGAGCGCGCGCGGAUCCCGACUCCGGUCCUGGAGACACCCCCCCACCUCUGUCCUGCUCGCUCUGCUGUUGUCCUGCUGUAACACGGCGUCAGGACGGGGGACGUGUCCAGGACCGGGGUCAGGAACCUGUCUUCUUCACACAACCCCUGACCAUCAUGUACACUGAAACCGAUCUGUUUAGGAUGCUCUGAUGUCCAGAUCUCCAUCACCACCCGGACUCCUGACCCUGAAUGUUAUUUAUUUCCCAUUGUUUUAUCUACAAAAAAAAAAUCUGUAAAGCUACAAUUUGUGUGCGUGAUGGAGACGGAAUCGGAGUCGCUGUUUGUCCUUUCUGUGUGUAAAUGUAUAAACUGUUAAAGAAUGUUAUUUUAUUUAUUAAACUCGACACGUGGUUGAUUCGGCUGUUUUGUGUAGUUACUAUUUUAAAGAAAGAUGUAAGAGACGCGCACGUCUCCAGGGUUAGAUCAAAUACAUCACGAUCAUCACAGACACCGGAACAGUGGA